Molecule: messenger RNA, 933 nt
Organism: Pristis pectinata (smalltooth sawfish)
Lineage: Eukaryota; Metazoa; Chordata; Chondrichthyes; Rhinopristiformes; Pristidae
Product: succinate receptor 1-like
Exons: 1
Coding region: 1-933 (310 amino acids)
Biological process (GO): G protein-coupled receptor signaling pathway
Cellular component (GO): plasma membrane
Molecular function (GO): G protein-coupled receptor activity
Source: RefSeq, a predicted model, not a curated record
AUGAAUGAAACUUGCUCCAGAAUUAAUGAUAUCCUUGAUUCCUACUACCUCACAGCCAUGUACAGCAUUGAGUUUCUUUUAGGAUUGAUGGGGAACAUCGUUGUGAUAAGUGGUUAUAUCUUCUGCCUGAAGAAUUGGAAAUGCAGCAACAUUUACCUCUUCAAUCUUUCCAUCUCCGAUCUGACCUUCAUCUGUACGCUCCCAAUGUUCGUGGUCUAUUAUGCGAAGGGCAAACAUUGGGUGUUUGGCGGUUUUCUCUGCAAGAUGAACAGGUACAUUCUCUACACCAACAUGUACCUGAGCAUGCUGUUCCUGACUUGUAUUAGUAUUGACCGAUACUUGCUAGUCAGCAACCCAUUGAGGGUGCAUGUGUUUCAAAGGAAGAAGGUAGCCAUCUGCAUCUGUAUCGCCCUAUGGAUCUUUGUCACCUUGGAAAUAAUCCCCAUCUUAACCUUCAUCAGUUCCGACGAUGUGACAACUCAUGACAACAGCACCAUUAUUAAGUGCGUCGACUACGCAAGUGCUGGGAACCCAGUCCACAAUCUAAUUUACAACGUGUGCCUCACCACUUUUGGGUUUGUGCUUCCAAUGUGUGUCAUGGGAGUUUUCUGUGUGAAAACAGCUCGCAAGUUGAAGAAAUUAAGCCAAGAAAGAACUUGUAGUGUUUCUCUUGAAAAGCCACUCACUCUGGUCAUAUUGGCCAUUAUCAUUUUCUCUAUAUUAUUUACCCCUUAUCACAUCAUGAGAAAUGCUCGCCUGGUGUCAAGAUUGGAAAAUAUCAACAUUUCAAAGGGUACAAUUGAGUGCAUAAAGGCUGCUUAUGCUGUGUCAAGGCCUGUGGCUUUUCUCAGUAUCGUCACCAAUCCCAUUUUCUACUUUUUUUCUGGGGACAGAUUCAGGGAAAAAAUUGCAAACAGCUUGAAGUGCCAUUGA